AUGGUCAAGGAAUCGCUCGAGAACACCGCCGCCGCCCAUGUUUUCGAUCGGAUUUUUCAAGAAAACGUUGACGAACACCUGAAGGCCCCGUCGACUUUUAUCGCGAAGUGUCGGGAGCGUUUUUCGGAGGUGAUUGAGACCUGUCCUCCACAUUCCCCGUCGACACCAAAGGAGCAAGUUGUUCGGCUCCGUUGCAUGAUCCAAGACGAGCUCGGCCCCGAGUAUUUCCCGAUUGGAGCCAAGAUCAAUGGCGAAGGAGUCGAGAGUUAUCACAGCGGCUUUUUGAGGGACUCUUGGAUGACAUUUGAAAAAACGGUGGAAAUUUGCGGAAAAACAUUGGCUCGUCAGCGCUAUGUGAUGGUGCCCGUACCUGGAGCGACUGAAUGGUGGGAAAACGAGUGGAUGGGAUCGGAAGAGCUUUACUCAGCUGCUCGGGGUCCACCGUCAAAGAGAAUCGAGAAGUUUUUGGCCAAGUUUGUGGUCGAUGAGGAGUUCAAGCCGAACACGAUUUUGGAGCUCUACGGGGUUUUUGUCGAUCCAGUGAAGGAUGAGGAGGGGAUCGAAGAGGAAUGCCACAAGGAAACGAUUCCUUGUUUCCAUGUGAUCACGCACAAGCAACCGGAAGUCGAUCAUCAGGAACCGAAAGAAAUUACAAUCAAAAAGCUGAACGAAGCUCUCACAACCUCACUUGGUGAUCCGAAUGCGGCCAACUUCUUGCUGAUGAAUUUGAUUUCUACCACGUAUUCCCGUCCGGCGGCCAGCUUGCCCAUUUGCUCGUUCCCGUUGAAUCUUUGUGGACUCGAAAAUAGCAAGAGGAUCGUCGAAAUCAUUACACAACUUUUGCCUAAGGUCCUACACGUAAAGUUAACACCGGAGCUCAUCUCGGAGACUCCAUUCGCGCCGAUCAAAAACUACGAGACCGAAACACUGCGACAGGGAUUACUUCAAGUGGCACCAGGCACUACGGUGAUUUUCGAUGAGACCUCGCUUCCAGAAGGCAAUUUCCAGGUUACAAAUUACGCGCCUGCCAAUUGUUCAACGAUGGAGCAUGUUCUUCUCACACAACAAAUUCGAUACGACUUCGGAUAUUACCAGCUGCCAUUCGAUGUUGAUACGCCAAUCAUUGUCAUCAGCAAAGGAAUUAGCCGAUUUAUUAAGACUCCAUGGCGAGUGGCGCUGCCUCCAGGGAUCACCGGUUUACCCUCGACAUCCGACGAACUCAUCGACUUUCGCCAAACGAUCCAAACCCUGAAGACAAAGCUCAAAGACAUAUCGAUCAACAUGGAUGAGGCAAAGGGAGUUCAAGAGGCUUUUGUCGAAUUGGCCAAGACGCUCGACCCGAAAAAAGAAGACAAAUCGCAAACUUUUCAUCAGAUGCUCAUUCUUUGCAGAUUGAUUUCUGCCCUUCAUGGAAAACCGUCCGUCGACUUGGAGAGUUGGAGAGAAGCGCGAAAAUUUGAAAAGGAACGCCUCGAGACUCUAAACGAAUGGGCAAAAUCCGUCAAUCUCAUCGUC
Messenger RNA from Mesorhabditis belari, 1515 nucleotides. NCBI's taxonomy places the organism in Eukaryota, Metazoa, Nematoda, Chromadorea, Rhabditida, Rhabditidae. The record is from the annotation of a GenBank genome assembly.